Molecule: messenger RNA, 2150 nt
Organism: Desarmillaria tabescens
Lineage: Eukaryota; Fungi; Basidiomycota; Agaricomycetes; Agaricales; Physalacriaceae
Product: autophagy-related protein 22-like protein
Exons: 10
Coding region: 404-2092 (562 amino acids)
Biological process (GO): amino acid transmembrane export from vacuole
Source: RefSeq, a predicted model, not a curated record
GCAUUCUCAGAGCUCUAGUCUUAGUUUUAAUAUUUUCUGUCACUGCCUUCACGCUGCGUGAUGAGCCAACACUCGAAUUCUGUGUCGUUUCCCCCAGAUAUGGUCAUCUCUCCUUUUUCCCUUCUAAUUGCGUUCUUACAACCCCUGGAACACGUUCCAAGGGUGUUGGGUGUGUGAGAGCCGCUACGUCGGACGGCAUAAGUCCUGGGGAAAUUGAUAAUUCAAUCCCUUUCGCGAGAUAAGUCAUUUGCCGUUCUUCUACCGUCUGUUCCACUCUGUUCUAUCAGUUUGGCGGUCCCGACAGCCAGCGACGGUUUAUUAGGACGCCUUAGUGCCGAAUAUUCUUGCUGAUGUAAUUACUCGCCCAGAUUGCCAGCGGCGAGUAAGCUUGCCCACCGCUGCCAUGCUAAGUGCCCCAGAAUUUAGGAAACGACUUUACGGUUGGCUGAGUUAUGCUUUUGCAAGCGAGGUAUUCGUCAUUGUGUCACUGACGCUGUUUUUGCCUAUAUGCUUGGAGCAAUUCGCACGAGAUAACGGAUUUCUACUGCCUGACAGAACCACGCCAUGCUCGACGGUGGCAAAGAACCUGGACACCGAAGAUUCUCCUGCGAGAUGUGUAGUGAAGCUCGGAUUUUUGUGGAUAGAUACUGCUAGCUUCAGUCUAUAUGUAUACUCAAUAUCUGUCGCACUGCAAGCAUUAACCGUGAUUUCCGUGGGAGGCAUCGCUGACAAUUUGGCCCAUCGCAAACGGCUUCUCCUUGCCUUUGCUUUACAAGGAGCUUUCGCCGCGAUUCUCUUUCUGAUAUUAGCAUCUUCUUCGCCAUUGUGGUUCUUCUCCGCGUUGUUGGCGAUAUGCGCGAAUGUAGGGUUCGGUGUCUCCGUUGUCGCCAUGAACGCAUAUUUGCCAUCUCUGGCAAGAGACUCGCCGGAGGUGGCUGAGUUACGAUCUCAACUCGAAGCCAGUCAGGAUCCUGAAGGCUCAGAUGUCGCUGAUACCAGUCACAUCGUAUCCGACGCCCACACAGAGGACGCUGAAGAGCCCCUCAUAUCAAGAACCCGAAUAGAAAGCUCAGAACUACGAACUCGUUACGACAACGAGCUUUCUCGAGCCACGUCUCGUAUCUCAUCAUUGGGCAUAGCCCUUGGGUAUGGUGCUGGCAUAUGCCUAUUGCUAGUUGCCCUAAUACCUGUGACAAAGCUGAAAGGCAGCACCUUCUCUCUCUGUUUAGCGAUCGGCUUGAGUGGAAUAUGGUGGACUGUCUUUUCCAUCCCUGCUGCUGUGUGGCUCCCAGGUUCGACCGCUUUGGCAACCCCAGGAACCCCUGAAAGUGCUGUAUGGGUCGAUAACUUAGAUAUCACCGACGGUAAAUGGAACAUACGUGCCGAGGUCGUCGCCGCUUGGAAACGCUUAGGCGGUAUGCUGCGCUGGCAGGAAAUCAAGAAACUUCGCAACACAUUCAAGUACUUGGCGGCUUGGUUCUUGCUUUCCGAUGGGUUUACGACCAUAACGUCCACUGCGAUUCUUUUUGGAAAAACGUCAUUGAAUAUGCAGCCAUCAGCACUCAUAUUGAUCGGAGUACUGACACCAUGCGCUGGCAUACUUGGAUCUCUGUUGUGGCCUAUGAUCCAGCGCAAGUUUCUGUGGUCAAACCUGAAGAUCCUUGUCAUUCUCGUCAUCUUAUGUUCUGCUAUACCUGCGUACGGAUGCCUUGGAUUCGUCUUUCAAGGAAGGACAAGGUUCGGUGGGCUAACGUCUCAAGGCGAAAUGUUUGGCUUGGCCGUCUACUUUGGUUGCGUAUAUGGCGCUUUUCAAAGUUAUGCACGAGCAUUUUACGCCGAACUACUUCCUCCUGGGGAAGAGGCCCGAUGGUACGGACUUUUCUCCAUCACCGAUAAAUCAAGUUCCUUCGUCGGGCCGCUCUUCGUUGGUGUCAUAGCUGACAUGACGGGUAACAUUCGCUAUGCCUUCUUCUUCCUGGUAUUUAUGAUCUGGGCUGCUGUACCAAUAUUGAUGAGUGUGGAUGUUGAACGCGGACGAAAGGAUGCGAGGGAGUAUCGGUAUUCGUAUAGUUCUAGAGAUGGGCGCAGUUGACUGUUCACACGCUGGCUGCGCGUACUGUACUAAUAAUGAUUUAUACUUUGAACUCCGC